Messenger RNA from Hirsutella rhossiliensis, 2097 nucleotides. RefSeq names its product HPC2 and ubinuclein domain-containing protein. The record is from RefSeq and is a predicted model, not a curated record. The transcript is spliced from 2 exons. Lineage: Eukaryota; Fungi; Ascomycota; Sordariomycetes; Hypocreales; Ophiocordycipitaceae. Bases 1 to 2097 code for a protein of 698 amino acids.
AUGGCCGCUGCUGCCGAUACGCCCCGCUACGAAUCUUCAGCAGGAGAACUCUCUUCGCCCCCGUCGGGCUCGCUCUCGGAGCCAGGAUCGCCCUCGCGCCUCACCGCCGGCCGCCCAGGUAGCAACAACGUCAGUCGCACCAUGGAUCAAGGGGAAAUUGUCGUUGGCAACGGCGACCAGCGCCAGCCGUCCUCAUCGCAGUCCCAGUCGAGACAGAUCACCUUCCAACAAUACCAGCAGCCCUCGCCCACUGCAGUCACGGGCAAUGGAACCAGCAGCGGUGUUAGUGCAAGCCGCACACAGUCGCAGAAGCGAUACGAACUCAUCGAUGGCCAAUGGGUGCAGUUGACGGCCGCCGGCAUCCCUCGCAAGAAGCCCGGCCGCAAGCCCGGCACCAUCGUGAAGCCCAAGACGACCCCCGACGGCGCCCCCGAGCCGCCCAAGGCCCGCAAGCCCCGGAAGCCUCGUGACCCAAACGCUCCGCCCGUUCAGCGCAAACGCAAGCUUGCCCCUGCCUCGGAUAUCGACACGGACGGCGACGCCCCACGGCCUGCCGCCGCCCCUGCCUCGGGAUCGCACAUGACAACCACGAGCGCCGCGCCCACAUCGGUUCCUUCUCAGCACCAAGCACAGGACAAUCAUCAGCAGCAGCGCGAGCGCCAGCCUCCCGCAGAGCAACAGCAUCGCUCUUCACCCAAGAUGCCCAAGCGCGAGGGCUAUCCCGGGUCCAUGCAGAGCAUUCUCAAUGCCGACCCGCCUGUCCAGGCCUCUGCAACCACCACUGCCGCCAGCACCUCGGUUCCGGUGCGCAGCAGCGGCUUGAGCUACGACCCAAUUCGCGGUAAUUACGAUCCCGUGCGCGAGACCAUCACGGCUCACGGCACAAGCCAGUUUUCGUCGACAUCGGGCUCUCCUCGGGGGCCGACUCAACUGGCCCACCGCUCGCCAUCUAUUGCCAGCAUGCUCGAGCCCCAGGCUCCUACCGCGACGUCGCCAACCCAGUCACACCACCAAGGCCACCGGGGGGCCUCAACCCAGUCGAGGCUGCACGCAAAAGAGUCGCCCUCGAUGCCUCCUUCGCCCUCGUACAGACCUGCCUCGAAUGCCACGCCAACCCCGCGCCAGACAGCGCAGGACGCGAAAAAGGAGUCGGCCCAAGACGCGAAAAAGGAGACUCCGCCACCGCCGCCGCCGCCGGCCCCACGGCCUGUUGUGAACCAAGCCAGAUUUACCACUAUUGCUAACGGCCCCGUGCGCAAAACUGACAAGUCUCAUACUGGCGUCUCCACGCCCAAGACGGACAACCUGGACGACGUGGGCCAAGAAAGCGAAAGUAGAUCCAUUCUCGACUUCGGCAAGGCGAGGCCCGGUGAGGAGCUACUGGCCCCAACCAUUAUUCUCAAAAUCCCCAUCAAGAACGGCGAGACCAACAAAUACGUCAACUUUACGCGCCUGGCCGAGGAGCGAUAUGGAUGGGACGCACUGCACCCUCGACUCGCGGCCAACCGAGACCGCAAGGCUCGCAUUGCCGCCGCCGCCGCAUCUCUCGAGAAGGUCGACUCGGGCCGCGAGUCGGGCGACGAGAUGUCGGUAGACUUGUCCGACGGCGAGGCGAGCAACCCGGAAAACGGCGGAACCAGUGGACCAGAUGCGCAAGCCAAGCCCAAGAAGAAGCGCAACUUCAAGGAGGAUCAGUACGACGUGGACGAUGACUUUGUCGACGAUUCGGAGAUGCUCUGGGAGGCGCAGGCUGCAGCGAGUAGGGAUGGGUUUUUCGUGUAUUCGGGCCCUCUGGUGCCCGAAGUAGAGCGGCCUCCGCCCGGUCAGGACGGACCACCUAAGCGUGGACGCGGCAGUAGGGGCGGUCGCGGCGGCAGGGGAGCGGCGAGAGGAGGCGCCACUGGUCGCGGCGGUGGCCCGGGUUCUCGAGGUGGCACCGUCGGCCGCAAACCUCGAAUUACCAAGUCGGAAAAGCUUCAGCGCGAACGAGAAAAGGCCGAUCGCGAGAGUGCGGCCCAACUUUCCAAGACGCCCACAAACGCGUACGCGCUUCAACCUACUACGCCGUCCUUUACAGUCAGCGAGAUUGGUGCUUAA